ACAGUAUGUUAGUUGUACGUGACGUUAAACAAGACAACGUGCUUACGUCGUAACCAUAUGAUUUGAUAGCGAAUGUCAUAGAGGACAUCAAAAGCCAAAUUGAACAACAGUGCAAUAGAUUUGAGACAUAUUUGAGAGAAAUACUUAAAAUUAAAUAGCACGAAGAUGGUCAAGAAGAUUUUGAUGAUCUGUUUAGGUAAUAUUUGCCGUUCUCCCAUUGCCGAGGCGGUAAUGAUUGACACAAUCGAAAAAAGCCGGGCCUCCGCUGAUUGGAAAGUGGAUUCUGCUGCAAUUGGCGAUUGGCAUCGUGGCAAUCCACCUGAUCAUCGAGCAUUGAGCACAAUGAAGAAACAUGGUUUACCCUACAACAAUCGAGCCCGUCAAAUAAAGAAGCAAGAUUUUCAUGAUUUUGACUACAUUUUCGGCAUGGAUGAGGAAAAUAUGGGCGAUUUGCGGUCGCUAGCGCCAGCGAAUUCCAAAGCUAAGUUGCUAAUGUUAGGUGAUUUCGGGCUGGAUAAAAGUGAUCGCAUCAUCGUGGAUCCUUACUAUCAACGAGGCGAUGCUGGUUUCGAAAAAGCUUAUCAGCAAUGCGUUAAAGCGUGUGCGGCGUUUUUCGAACAAGCUGUGGCUGGUAAGGUUUAAGAAGAAAGCAAUUGAAUCUAAAUUAGUAGGCAUGUUAAUAGUGAAAUUAAAUGUUCAAUGCACGAAAACCAGCUGAUAUACGUGAUAUAUGCAAAACCCCUUUUGUGAAAGCAUAAGAAAUAAAUAGAUAUUUUUUAAAAAAAA
Messenger RNA from Rhagoletis pomonella (apple maggot), 786 nucleotides. RefSeq names its product low molecular weight phosphotyrosine protein phosphatase 1-like. NCBI's taxonomy places the organism in Eukaryota, Metazoa, Arthropoda, Insecta, Diptera, Tephritidae. Gene Ontology annotation, molecular function: acid phosphatase activity; non-membrane spanning protein tyrosine phosphatase activity. Gene Ontology annotation, cellular component: cytoplasm. Gene Ontology annotation, biological process: protein dephosphorylation. The record is from RefSeq and is a predicted model, not a curated record.